AAUCAAACCGCGCCCGGCAGCAGCAGCAAUGGCGGCCCUCGCCGGCCUCUUCGCCUCCCCCGCCUUCCCCUUCCCCUCCACCUCCGCCUCCUCCUCCUCCUCAUGCUCCUGCCGCUUCCGCCCCGCCGUCGCCUGCGCGCCACGCCACCCGCCCGCCUCACGCCGCGUCAUGCGCCGCUUCGACGAGGUGGAGGGGGCAUCCAAAAAGCGGCGGGGCGGCAAUGGCGGCGGUGGAGGAGGGGGCUCGCUGGCGUCGUCGACGCGCAAGGAUAAGGGCCUCUCCGUUGACUUCAAGGAGCCGCAGGUUGCUGACUUCGAGGACCUUGAAGAGGACAAAUUCCUGAAUGCUGUUGUUAAGGUCUACUGCACUCAUAUUAGACCUGAUUACGGGCUUCCUUGGCAGAAGCAAAGGCAACACUCGAGCACUGGGAGCGCUUUUAUGAUCGCCGAUGGUAAAUUAUUGACAAAUGCGCAUUGCGUUGAACAUGACACCCAGAUUAAAGUAAAGCGAAGAGGAGAUGACAAAAAGUACGUUGCCAAGGUUCUAGCUAGGGGCACAGAAUGCGACCUUGCGUUGCUCUCUGUUGAGAACGAAGAGUUCUGGCGUGGUACAGAACCACUUCAAUUUGGUCGUUUGCCAUGCCUUCAGGAUUCAGUGACUGUUGUCGGAUAUCCUCUUGGUGGAGAUACAAUAUCUGUCACAAAAGGCGUUGUUUCACGCAUUGAGGUCACACCAUAUGCACAUGGAACAUCAGACCUUCUUGGUGUUCAAAUUGAUGCAGCAAUAAAUGCAGGAAACAGUGGUGGACCAGCUUUUAAUGAGGAAGGGGAAUGCAUUGGAGUAGCAUUUCAGGUGUUUAGAUCUGAUGAAGCUGAAAAUAUUGGAUAUGUUAUUCCAACUACAGUUGUAUCGCAUUUCUUGAACGACUAUCGGAAGAACGGAAAAUACACAGGAUUUCCUUGCCUUGGUGUCCUACUUCAAAAAUUGGAAAACCCAGCACUACGUGAAAGUUUGAAGGUACCUUCAAGUGAGGGUAUUCUUGUCCGCCGAGUUGAGCCUACUGCUCCAGCAAGCAGUGUUCUGCGAAAGGGAGAUGUGAUAACAAGUUUUGAUGGUGUCUCGGUAGGAUGUGAAGGAACAGUACCAUUUCGGUCCACGGAACGUAUUGCUUUCCGCUAUCUCACAAGUCAAAAGUAUGCAGGUGAUGUUGCCCAAUUAGGUAUCAUUCGGGAAGGCAACUUCAUGAAAGUGCCAACUAUUUUGCAUCCAAGAAAACAUUUAGUGCCGUUCAAUGUUGAAGGGGGUCAACCUUCUUAUCUGAUAGUUGCCGGCCUUGUCUUCACGCCUUUAACAGAACCAUUUAUAGAAGAAGAGUGCGAAGAUACUAUGGGGUUAAAGUUGUUGGCAAAGGCACGAUACUCUCUAUCAACCUUCGAAGGGGAGCAAAUCGUAAUUGUAUCGCAGGUACUUGCGAACGAUGUCAACAUCGGGUAUGAGCACAUGGGAAAUCAACAAGUAAUAAAACUAAAUGGGACUAUGGUAAAGAAUAUCCACCACCUUGCUCAUCUAGUGGACACAUGUCAAGACAAGUUCUUGACAUUCGAGUUCGAAGACGACUUCCUCGUUGUUUUGGAUCGGGAAGAAGCAGUGGCCGCAUCAUCAGAUAUUCAGAAGGAGCAUGCCAUCCCCUCUGUAAGGUCAUCAGAUCUAUUGGAGCCCUACGUCGACACAAACCAUGAGGUCCAAAACCAAGGGGAGGAUUUCGGUGACAGUCCCGUCACGAACUUUGAAUUGGGAGUUGAUUGUCUGCUGUGGGCUUGAGGAACUGGCAGUGUUCCAGCCAACCACGCAAAGCAUGGGGGGUUUCUGUUGAAAUGGUAUUUUUGUUUGUGCCCUGUGGCAACAAAGAGCACCGGUCAAUUUGGACAUACACUUCAUAGCGGCAAAAGCCGAGCCAUGUUGUAUUUGUAUCUCAAUGCUGGAAAGUUAGCUUAGGCAAAAUUUAGGGUAUGUUGUAUGUUAAAAUCAUAGAACGUUUCAUUCAUAAACCUUUUUUUGUGGGGGAUGGUGGACUGCGUUGUGGGUUGUGCAGCAUCCCUUCUGUCCUUUUUUGAGCACGGCAUAUUCUUUAAAUUCUCGGAAGUGCAAUAAAUCAUCAGAAAUUUUGUUGGAUUA
Lolium rigidum is the source of this 2176-nucleotide messenger RNA. Its product is annotated as protease Do-like 2, chloroplastic. Gene Ontology annotation, molecular function: protein binding; serine-type endopeptidase activity. Bases 29 to 1822 code for a protein of 597 amino acids. The transcript is spliced from 21 exons. NCBI's taxonomy places the organism in Eukaryota, Viridiplantae, Streptophyta, Magnoliopsida, Poales, Poaceae. Gene Ontology annotation, biological process: proteolysis. The record is from RefSeq and is a predicted model, not a curated record.